AUGAGCGCCUCCUCCUCCUCCUCCUCCUCCUCCCCCCCCAGCAGCAGCAAAAGCCAGACCGAUCCCCUCGCGGAACCCGCUACCGCUGUCGGCGUCGCAGGAGGCGCAGCAUUUGCAGACUGCGCCCAAGGCCGCACCUUCUCCGCGCCUUUUCUCUGCCGCGGACCCCUCCACGUGAUGAACAACUGCAUGAAGAUCCACGCCACGCCCGAGGAACAGGACGCCGCGAGGGAGGAGUGGUUUGAGAAGCGGGUGGAGAGACAAAAGGAAAAGGAGAGGAAGGCGAGGAGGAAGCUGGAGCAGGAGAAGUUUUUGAGGGAGUGGUGGGGUUUGCCGGAGAAGGAUAGGGAGAUUGCGAGGAGAGAGAUGGAGAAGUUGGAACGGCCGGAGAGGAUAGGGGGGUUUGUGAGUGAGAGGAGGAAGAGGUUUGGGGAAGAGGGGGGGGAGGGGAGGUGA
Molecule: messenger RNA, 456 nt
Organism: Podospora pseudopauciseta
Lineage: Eukaryota; Fungi; Ascomycota; Sordariomycetes; Sordariales; Podosporaceae
Exons: 2
Coding region: 1-456 (151 amino acids)
Source: RefSeq, a predicted model, not a curated record